Sebastes umbrosus (honeycomb rockfish) is the source of this 2716-nucleotide messenger RNA. It is a transcript of the gene slc25a34, whose product is annotated as solute carrier family 25 member 34. The transcript has 6 exons. The record is from RefSeq and is a predicted model, not a curated record. NCBI's taxonomy places the organism in Eukaryota, Metazoa, Chordata, Actinopteri, Perciformes, Sebastidae. The coding region runs from base 447 to 1490 and encodes 347 amino acids.
AGGACCAUAGAGGGGGGCAGUUCAGAGCAGAGCAGUGUGAUUGGUGCAGACCUGGGGAUGUGGUGAUGUGGCAGACAGGACUGAAGCUGUAUUGGCUCUGGUGAGAGGCAGUGGGAGGAGACUCUGACAAUGAAUGUGCUGAGGACACAUGUUUACAAUGAUGGGGAGAGAGGAAGAAUGGAGCUGCACAGGACCUCCAAACACUAUGGUGCCUCUUUUGAACAGACUGACAGUCAAGGAAGCUCCAUGAGAAAGUCACAACAGAAGGACACCAAAGAGGCGCACUGACCUGCAUUGUCACAGGAGCACCAUGCAAAACAGAUUUGUUAUCACAACAGCUGAUAGCGUUUGUUUCUGACUUCACUGUUCUGUACCAAGUGUGACACACUCUCCCUGUUCCCUAACAAACUGACACCGGUCGUCACAAGAACAAACUCUCCCCAGGGAUGACCAGCGCUCAGCUGCUGAAAACUUCCCCAGAAGAGUCUGUGUUCGAUGCCCAGCCGUCCCACAGGAUGGCAUCCACCGUGUCCACUGUACCCUGCGGUGUCCUCGGACGCUCGCCGCCCCCUCCGGCCGUCUGGCCUCCUCUGGAUUUCGCCCUGGGUGCUCUCGCCUGCUGCGCCGCCUGUGUGUUCACCAACCCCCUGGAGGUUGUAAAGACCCGUCUGCAGCUUCAGGGAGAGCUGCGUGCUCGGGGGUCCUACCAGAGACACUACCGUGGGGUCCUGCAGGCCCUCUGGGUGGUGGGCCGCACAGACGGGCUCCGGGGCCUGCAGAAGGGGCUCUCGGUGGGGCUGAUGUACCAGGGUGUGAUGAACGGCGUGAGGCUGGGCUCCUACUCCUACUGUGAAUCUCUGGGCAUCACCUCCUACCACGGGGGCAGUCUGCUGUCAGGGGCCGGGGCCGGGGCGCUGGGGGCCCUCAUUGCCUCGCCUGCCUACCUGGUGAAGACCCACCUGCAGGCUCAAACUGUGCAAGCCAUAGCAGUAGGCCACCAGCACAACCAUCUGGGAGCGUCUGAUGCCUUUGUUACCAUCUAUAGAAGAGACGGUUUAAUUGGUCUUUGGAGGGGUGUGAACGGGGCUGUGCCUCGAGUCAUGGUGGGAUCAGCUGCUCAACUGGCAACCUUCACCUCGGCCAAGGAAUGGGUGUCACAUUCCCAGUGGUUUAGUCCAAACAACUGGCUCACGGCUCUGAUAGCCGCCAUGAUCAGUGGAGUCGCCGUGGCGAUCAGCAUGACGCCGUUUGACGUCAUUAGUACAAGGCUCUACAACCAGCCGGUGGAUGAGUUUCGUAGGGGGCGUCUGUACCACGGCUUUUCAGAUUGUAUGCUGAAGGUGUGCCAAUCCGAGGGCCUGCUGGGCUUGUAUAAAGGCAUGGGUCCUGUCUUCGUGCGCUUGGCCCCACACACAAUGCUCAGCAUGCUGUUCUGGGAUCUGAUGAGGCAACAGACAGUAAAGGACAACCAGAGCCAGGGAAGGAACUAAAACACCCCAAAACGCCUGCACUUGAUUGACUGGACUCAGCUACGACUACUGAAGCGGUCCAUCAAUUAACGAAACACUGAAUUUAAAGCAAAUGUUUGACAUUUUGGUUAAUGUGCUUAUUCACAUUCUUGCUGAGAGUUAGAUGAGAAGAUUGAUACCACUCUCAUGUCUGUACGGUAAAUAUGAAGCCAGCAGCUGGUUAGCUUAGCUUAGCAUAAAGACUGGAAACGGGUGGAAACAGCUAGCCUGGCUCCGUCCAACUGUAAUAAAGUCCACCUACCAACACCUCUCACUAAUUAACACGUUGAAGUCUAAAAAUGUUAAUUUGCUGUUUUACGGGAUGUUAUCACAACAGUGACUUCCUGGAGUCUCCGCUGGUUGCCUGGCAACUGCUCAGAGCCAAGAAACAGGCACAUAACUCGCCUCCAUAAAACGUUGAAUUGUCGUUUUUACACUUCUUUUUGUGAGCUGUAAAGGCGCUGGUGGUAGGUGGAUUUUGUUAACUUCGGACAAAGCCAGGCUAGCUGUUUCACCCUGUUUCCAGUCUUUGUGCUAAGCUAUGCUAAACCAGCUGCUUGCAGUAGCUUCAUAUUUACCGUACAAACACCAGUGGUAUCAUCUUCUCAUCUAAUUCUCUGCCAGAAACUAAAUAAGCGAUUUUCCCAAAAAUGUGGAACUAUUCCUUUAAGUGAGACUCACUCUGUCUGAAGCAAAGGAGAUGGAUGAGCAUUGAAGCACUUGAUAAAAUAACAAUGCACAGACUCUAACAUUUUCAGGAGUUCCUUUCAAAUUUCUCAAAUAUAUUAAAUAUAUGCUGUUGAACUAUCAGGUUUUACUUUAAUACCUCAAAUGAUGAAUUCACAGUAAAUGUCCUGGGCUCUCACAUGUCGGCUCGCAGCAAAGCUGAAAUGAGAGAAGUGAGACCCACGUGACUUUCAGGCACAAAUGAAGUGGCGAUGAGACGAAGAACAAGUCUGGAUUAUUAAAACAUAUAAGCUCUGUAUUUACAUGUUUAUAGUCCAGUGUGGCUGCUGUGAUUUGUCACAGUUUAAUACAUAAUUCUAGUUGCCUUGUCUGUUAUAUGUAAAGAAAAACAUCUGAUAGGAAUGUUUUAUUUACUGACAUAUUGAUUUAGGUUUUUAUGUACAGAAACUGAACCUACGGGUACGUCAAGCCUUUGAACAGCAGUUGGUAAUAAUAACAAUAAAGACAUUUUUGUAUGAAAA